AUGAAUUUGAGAGAAGAAGCAUUUUCAAAACUACAGAAACUACAAAACGAGAACGCAGAGCUUCAUGCACGUCUAGAGCAGCUGAAAAAGCAAAAUCUCCCCAGUGAUGAAGAUAAUAUUAACAAUUUCCAAGAUAUCAAAGAUCCGAGACUCUUAGAGCAGCAAUACUUGAAAGAAAGAGAUGAAAUCAAGAGUAUCAAAAACGAGCUCGGCCGUCUUGAAUCAAGGAAAUUACAGCUUGAAAAGAAUCUCGAGAAGAUCCUCCGUCAAUAUAAUGAAAAUCAAACCAUUGAGAAAAAUGAAGAAGCUGCCACAAAACAGUUCUACGAGAAAUUAAUUGAAAAAUGCACGCAAUUAUGUCCAGCCCAAUUAGAUGAUCUUCAGAAAACAAUUGACAAUUAUACAAAUACAAAAGCCCAAGUGUUUAAUGUUAGAGAAGAGUACGAGAAACUGCAAAGGAUGAUUAGCUUCAUAAAUUCACAAAAAGAUGACACUAAUUAUGUUCAAGUUACAGCCAAGAACAUGCCAACAAUCCAAUUGCAACAGUCCAAUGGGAAGCCACAGGAUAGUGUUCUUUCUCAGCAAAAUCAACUGAUGGGAGGCGGUCAACCGCAAUUAAUGAUGCCACAAGGCAGAUCCAACAUUCCAGGAGGUAGAAGAGGAAAGGUUGGAAGGUCUAGUGUCAGUUUACGCCACUCAUCUUAUUAUGCUACCGUUGAAUCAGAAUUAUCUUUCCUAGGAAAAUAA
Messenger RNA from Trichomonas vaginalis G3, 747 nucleotides. RefSeq lists its product as uncharacterized. The transcript has a single exon. NCBI's taxonomy places the organism in Eukaryota, Parabasalia, Trichomonadida, Trichomonadidae. The record is from RefSeq and is a predicted model, not a curated record. Bases 1 to 747 code for a protein of 248 amino acids.